GAUUUUUUUCUGAAAAAGCAGCGAGCCCUAUAAUGGAGAAGACGGCGACGCUUCCAUGGGAUUUGGUGGAAGAGAUCCUCUCUCGUCUCCCUCCUAAACCACUUGUCCGAUUGAGAACCGUUUGCAAACAAUGGAAAACUCUCGUCGACGACAACACUUUCAUCAACAACCACAAGAAGACGUUUCGAUUCAUUUUAGUAACUAAAUCCAAGGUUUAUUCGGUAAGCCUCAAUCCCAAGAUAGAGGUGCGUGAGUUAACCUUAAAUAUCCCCGGCUUAAAAGAUGAGGAACCUAAUGACUUGGUCGAGUGCAAUGGGUUCAUUCUAUGUGGCAUGGCCGAAGGAGCUGUGGUUUGUAACCCGUGGUUAGGACAGACUAGAUGCAUCCAGGGUGGUGUUAACCAAUCUAGUUUUGAAUAUCUUGGCAUAGGUUAUGAUGAUAAUACCAUAAAUAAGAAAAUUGUUUAUAAGACCCUUGCUUCAGACACUAGUCACACUACCACUGUGUGGAAAAUCCAUGACUUUGACACAGAUGAGUGGAAAGACGAAGAAGAAAAACCUGAAACAACGGGUGAAUCGAAUCUGAUAUAUAUACACUCGACAAGAGGUGUAUCGUUGAAUGGAAAUUUGUUUUUUAUUGCUUACGGCUUGACUCGUCCCUCCUUCUUCAUUGUUUUCUACAACUUUCGGAGAGAAAAAAACUACAAUCUUUGUGAUCUACCAUGUGCGCAGAAGGAUCAUAGUGAUACUCUUGUCCUUAGAGUUUAUAGGGGAGAUCGGUUUUCGUUAUUAAAGCAGUGCCAUGUAACAAAGAAGAUACAAAUUUGGGUGGUCAAGGACAAGAUUGAUAUUCGGUCUAGAAUGAAAGUGAAAUGGAGGAUUUUCAUGGAAGUGUCAAUCCCUAACUUGCCGGAUUUAAUACAGAUGCAAUCAUAUUAUCAGCCAAGUUACUUCAUUGACGAUAAAAGGGGUAGUAAAAGGCUCGUUGUGUGUUCUUGCGACGUAGAUGGCCGGGCUUGGAUCUAUGUUGUUGGGGAAAACAAGUUAAUCAGUAAAACACGAUUGGAUUCUGUAGUGGAUCCUUGGCCUUUGCAUUGUACUUGUUUUCCCAGUUUGGUCAUGGUGCCUGGGUGUCAAAGAGAAGAAGGAAAAGCAAAUUUACAAGUUAAUUAUUCAUUCCUUUGGUUUUUUGUUUGGUUGUUUCUGAAGCUAAAGUUCCUUUUUAGCAAAAUAAAGUAUUUUUAGUUUUUCAGGAAUAAUGUUCUUUCGAAGAAUUUGUUAGCUUUCACUUGUUGUUGGACUUUAAGCUUUUGCGAUAGUUUUAAGAUGGUUUUGUUUUGAACUUGCAACAAUAGAGU
Molecule: messenger RNA, 1357 nt
Organism: Raphanus sativus (radish)
Lineage: Eukaryota; Viridiplantae; Streptophyta; Magnoliopsida; Brassicales; Brassicaceae
Product: putative F-box/kelch-repeat protein At1g32430
Exons: 1
Coding region: 33-1244 (403 amino acids)
Molecular function (GO): protein binding
Source: RefSeq, a predicted model, not a curated record